This is a messenger RNA of Stomoxys calcitrans (stable fly), 560 nucleotides long. RefSeq lists its product as uncharacterized. The transcript has 2 exons. Gene Ontology annotation, molecular function: odorant binding. Bases 65 to 511 code for a protein of 148 amino acids. The record is from RefSeq and is a predicted model, not a curated record. NCBI's taxonomy places the organism in Eukaryota, Metazoa, Arthropoda, Insecta, Diptera, Muscidae.
AGGUGUCAGAGAUUAGUUAUUUUUCGCCAUUUAUAGUGUUAACAUUGAAUCUUUUCGUUGUAAAAUGGAAAAAACAAUUUUUAUUUUACUAAUUUGGGCUUUCUUGCAGGUCCUUGGCGAUAAAAACGAUUGGUAUCCUGCCAAUGCUAAUGAAAUUCAAAGAGGAUGCAAAGAGCAACAUCCUGUGCCUUCUGAAACUAUAGAUCAAGUCCAAAGGGGUGAAAUUAAUGACAGUCUUGCCUUGAGAGCCUAUAUUCUGUGUGCUGCAAAGGGUCUCAAUGUGUUUAGCCCUGGCAAGGGUUUCGAUGCUGAUCGUUUGGCCUAUGCCUUAAAUAGAAUUGGGGCAAAUCGAAAAUGUCAACGUAGCCGUGUACGUGAAUGUGUUGAAAAGCAUAAGAAUGUUCAAGCGGAUGAUGCCAAGGCUUUUAGCGUUGUAAAAUGUAUUUUGGAUUUAGAGCAUAGUAAAGCCGAUGAGGACGGACCUGCCAAUACAUGGAAGAAUUGUGAAUAGCUUUGUUUUGUUUUAAAGAGGAAUAAUAAAUGUCAGCAAUUUAAAUUUA